UUGUAGCAUGCUCAGCACAAAACUGGAUUAACUGUGGCGAUUGUCGUUGCUGUUGUUGUUGACUGUCGAUUUUCCUGAUACGAUAAUAAAUUUGCACUGUACAAUGUAUGUCAAUAGCGUGAUAAUAUUUCUGUGCUGCAGUGCCGGACUAAUUGGUCGUAAUAACAUUAUCGCGGCCAGCUCGGUGAAGACGUCGGCCUUGGUCCGCCAGCUCCUCGCCGCGGACGACGUCCACGUGCCGCCCAACGCCGACCAAGCCGGUCAGCCGGUGAACGUCAGCCUCAGCCUGACCGCCACGGGCGUGCAGCAUGAUCGCCCGGACAGCGAUUUGGUUACGCUGCUGGGAUUUCUCAACCUGGAGUGGACGAACAGCCGGCUGACGUGGGACCCGCUGCAGCACCACAAUAUCACUCUGGUACACCUUCCGGCCGAUCGCGUCUGGCUGCCCGACAUGACGCUGUAUAACAGCUACAACGCCUGCAAGCGAGUCUUCCCGGAAGAACGGGAGCUGCUCGGGGUGCGUCCCGAUGGCACGGUCUCCUGGUCACCCUACGUGUCCUUCCCGCUGACCUGUAGUCGUACGCAGAACGCAGCCGGCGAGGCCGAAGUACACUGCGCUGUUAAAUUAGCUUCCUGGCUUUAUGAUAGUUCGGUGAUUGACGUUAUCGUUGUGCCGUCCAGCAGUGUAAUCGGCACAACCGGUAGUGUACAUAUGUUUCUGCAGAACGAAGCUGCAUUAAACACCUAUUCGUAUGCAUACCGACUCGGCUCCCGCUACCACAUAACCGGCAGCACGGUAGUCCGCAGAGUUCUAUACUACCCCAGCGGCCCCGAAGCCUACCCGUACAUUGAGAUGACCUUUACCGCUACAAGAGCAGCAGCCUCACAGCUACGCCUCGCUUGGGUUGCGUUCAUCCUCAGUUUUCCGCUAACAAUAAUGCGCUAAUGCGGCUGACUUGCGCACAACUAAUUCGCCAUGCCAGUUGCGUUCUGCUGAUAAUAAACUUGAAUUGUAUCUGUAGAAAAUACCUUCUGCCUAUUUAUCGGAAGCUGCCCAUUCUGUUAUUUUCUAAACGUGAUUUUGGUUCUUGUUCUUCUUCCGUCCGUACGAAACGUUCUAAUAAAUUAGGCUCGCGAUCUAGCCGCACAGUGAA
Messenger RNA from Paramacrobiotus metropolitanus, 1154 nucleotides. RefSeq names its product neuronal acetylcholine receptor subunit beta-4-like. The record is from RefSeq and is a predicted model, not a curated record. NCBI's taxonomy places the organism in Eukaryota, Metazoa, Tardigrada, Eutardigrada, Parachela, Macrobiotidae. Gene Ontology annotation, cellular component: membrane; neuron projection; synapse. The transcript has 5 exons. Gene Ontology annotation, molecular function: transmembrane signaling receptor activity; extracellular ligand-gated monoatomic ion channel activity; neurotransmitter receptor activity. The coding region runs from base 104 to 946 and encodes 280 amino acids. Gene Ontology annotation, biological process: regulation of membrane potential; chemical synaptic transmission; nervous system process.